CACACCCUCUGAAAUAAUGGACGGAAAAGCAUGUUUAUAUUGAUUAUUUGUAACAUGGUUGUCAUAACAACCGGUGUUGUAAUGGAACGUUGUAGGAUGGUGUGAUCAGACAGCUACAUUUGUUAGCAGGAUGAUCACACACAUGUUCCGUAAAGCCAGUUGCUUCUCACCGGGGCUGCGUCGCUUUUCUGGCCUGAAAGUGACCGAACAUGUGCCUGAGAGUCCAGCUUCCCCUCGUCUCACUGAACAGGCGUCAUUAUAUGUGCACUGGCCCUAUUGUCUCCGAAGGUGCACCUACUGCAAUUUUAACAAAUACGUAUCCAAAGAGAACAACGAAGACAUCAUGGCAAAGUGUCUUCAGAGGGAAACUGAGACAUUGCUGCAGCUCAGUCAAGUGUCCUGCAUCACAUCAGUUUUUUUUGGUGGUGGGACUCCAAGCCUGGCUCACCCAUCAACCAUCGCUAAGAUCCUUGAAACGGUUUCCAAGCAGGUGAAUCUCUCAGAUGAAGCUGAAGUCACACUGGAAGUAAAUCCUACCCCUGUGGGGAUGUCAAAGUUAAAAGACUACCACCAUGUUGGGGUGAACCGUUUCUCCAUUGGCGUCCAGUCUCUGCAGGACAAGGACCUGAAAAGUUUGGGAAGAGACCACAACUCCCUGGAUGCUUUGCAGACUCUGGCAGAGGCCAGGAAGCUGUGUCCAGGUGGGGUGUCGGUGGAUAUUAUGUUCGGACGCCCCAACCAAACAACUGACUUGUGGAGCAGAGAGUUGUCUGAAAUGCUGAGGGUGUGUGAUGACCAUGUGUCUCUGUACCAGCUGACCCUUGAGAGAGGUACUCAGCUGUUUAAACAGGUUCAGUCUGGACAAGUAACUAUGCCCACAGAGGAAAUGACAGCAGAGAUGUACCAAUGUGCCAGAACAACUCUCCAGCAGCAUGGCUUUCAGCAGUAUGAAGUGUCUAACUUUGCUAAAAAUAAUUCAGAGAGUCGUCACAACCUGAGCUACUGGAAGGGAAAACAGUACAUUGGUGUUGGCCCUGGAGCACAUGGACGUUUUGUUCCCCUGGGGGAGGGAGGCGUUACCCGUGAGGCCCGGACACAGACCCUGGAGCCAGAUGUGUGGAUCCGCGAAGUCCAGCAGCGAGGACAUGGGACAAGGAGGCGGAUCCAGCUGGGCCAUCUUGAACUAUUAGAGGAGGUGCUAGUGAUGGGAAUGAGAAUGACCAAGGGCAUUAAUCACAAGCACUGGGAGCUGUUUAGCCCUGAAUUAAGUCUUCUUGAAAUAUUUGGUGGAUCUCUUGCUGUCCAAGAGCUGCUGCAGAGUGGACUCCUGAUUCUUGAUGACAGGGGUUUGAGAUGUUCCUGGGAUGGUCUGGCCUUAUUGGACAGCAUGCUUCCUGUUUUGCUGGUGGAACUGGAUAGAAUUUUUCCCCAAAAGCUGGCAGCUAACUGACAAUGAAGAUCUAUAACUCUUUAAAUCACAACCAUGUAAAAAAAAAAACAAGAAUUUGCACAAUCUGUUGAAUUGUCUAAACAUGACAGCUAUGUGUAAAAGAAUAAACUAUUUGUUUUAAAAAUAUGUCAGAUUUGAUACAAUCUGGGUUUUUUUUUAGAAAUACUCAAAUAUUUUUCUUCUGCUUUAUGUUUUUUUAAUGAAUAAUCUUUUGUAACCCUCUAUGCAGAUUUAACAGGAUAUUAGAUGUUAGUUUAAAAAGUCUGUUUUAUAUCUUCAUUUCUUUUCUUGCAGUCUUUUUAAGGUUAUUUUAAAUACAACAAGAAUAUGUUUGAUUUUAGACACUUUUUGUAAUAUUUGCUGCUUUAUUGGUGGAGAUAAUACUAGUGCCUGGAGUACUAUAUAAUUAACUUAGAUUGGUUAAAAACAAUACUAUAUUUGGAUGCUACAUUUAUGUACUAUAAUGCCUUGUAGAAGUAGACAACCAUUUAAGACUUUCCACUUUGUUAUGUAACAUCCAAAAACUUUUGUGUAUAGUUUUGUGAUUUUUUUUUUCCCUUUUCUGAUAGAGCAUUCUAUUUAUUACAGAAUUCAAAUGAAUGCAGAAACCUGGUAAGAAAUAAUGAAUGUUUUACUUAAACAUAAAACAUGUUUAUGUUUUAUGAUAGAUCAAUGGAUUUUUUAUCAUUGAAAAAUCCAUCAUUUCUGAAUGAUGGAUUUUGAUCAUUGAACAUCCAUGAUCAUCUGUACUCUUUGUCCAAUCUAACUGGACAUACCCCAGAAAAUUAACUACUGAUUUUUGUAAAUGUAUGUAUUUUGAAAAUAAAAAU
Messenger RNA from Xiphophorus maculatus (southern platyfish), 2280 nucleotides. It is a transcript of the gene rsad1, whose product is annotated as radical S-adenosyl methionine domain containing 1. Gene Ontology annotation, cellular component: cytoplasm. Lineage: Eukaryota; Metazoa; Chordata; Actinopteri; Cyprinodontiformes; Poeciliidae. The transcript has 9 exons. The record is from RefSeq and is a predicted model, not a curated record. The coding region runs from base 131 to 1450 and encodes 439 amino acids. Gene Ontology annotation, molecular function: 4 iron, 4 sulfur cluster binding; coproporphyrinogen oxidase activity. Gene Ontology annotation, biological process: porphyrin-containing compound biosynthetic process.